This is a messenger RNA of Larimichthys crocea (large yellow croaker), 5003 nucleotides long. RefSeq names its product tubulin folding cofactor D (gene tbcd). Gene Ontology annotation, cellular component: lateral plasma membrane. Lineage: Eukaryota; Metazoa; Chordata; Actinopteri; Sciaenidae. The record is from RefSeq and is a predicted model, not a curated record. The coding region runs from base 315 to 3896 and encodes 1193 amino acids. Gene Ontology annotation, molecular function: beta-tubulin binding; GTPase activator activity. The transcript is spliced from 39 exons. Gene Ontology annotation, biological process: tubulin complex assembly; adherens junction assembly; bicellular tight junction assembly.
UCGCUUCCCGUACCGGGGCGUUAGCAUGACAGUACGCGCUUCUUCAGCAUCACAACAGAGAUGUUUGAGCAGCAGCAGCGCCUCGGUUUUGUUUCGUGAACUCAUUUACAGUUCGUGAGAAGUCGUUUUUAUUAUAUCCUCUGGACUGAGUUGGUGUCGUUAUCUGUAAUUUUACCACAGCCCGUCAUUUCUCAAGCUGUAACUUUCACUCGAAGCUGUUUCUUCUGCCGGGCAUGGAUGCUAAUCUCAGCUAGUCAGCUAACAACUCUGUAAACAAACAAACAAACAAACAAACAAACACUGUGUCUGACAAAAUGGCCUUAUCGGAGACAGAGAGCGGGUGUUCAGGCGGUGAAGGAGAGGCGGACGCUAUUGUCGAGGCGUCUUUGUUGGGGAGCUUCAGCGAGAGCAGCGAGACCAGAGCUCUGAUGUGCAGCCUGCCGGAGGUCCACGGAGACACGCUGACAAGCGAGUCCGCCACAGAGAGGUUCCUGGUGAUAAUGAACAGAUAUCAAGAGCAGCCUCAUCUGCUGGACCCACACUUAGAAUGGAUGGUGAACAUAAUACUGGACUUUGUGAGGAGUGAGCAGUCUUCCCCAUCAUUGGUCCAUUUGAGCUUCAGGUUUCUCUACAUCAUCUGUAAGGUCAGAGGAUAUAAAGUCUUCAUGCAGCUUUUUCCCCAUGAGGUGGCAGAUGUCCAGCCAGUCCUGGACCUGCUGUCCAGGCAGGAUCCCACGGACUCUGAGACUUGGGAAACUCGCUACAUGCUGUUGUUAUGGCUGUCCAUGACCUGCCUUAUACCUUUUGACCUGUAUCGUCUGGAUGGCCAUCUGGAGUCAGAAGGCAGCAAGGCCACAGUGCCCAUCAUGGACCGCAUACUAGCCAUUGCAAAGUCUUAUCUACUCGUCAGUGAUAGUCCCAGGGAUGCUGCAUCUGUACUAGUGUCAAAGUUCAUGACACGCCCUGAUGUGAAACUGAAGUGCCUCGGAGACUUUUUAGAUUGGAGCCUCACAACUGUCUCCCAGACAAGUGACCAAUCAAUGAGAGACAUCAUGAUGCUCGAUGGUGCUCUGCAGUCUCUGGCGAAGCUUUUCAAACAUGGAAAACGAGAUGACCUCCUGCAAUAUGCUCCUACAGUUCUGCAGUGUCUGGAACAGAAACAUCUGUCAGAGAGCAGCCAGGCCACGCUGAGGAAGCUUGGUGUCAAACUAAUCCAGAGGCUUGGCCUUACCUUCCUGAAGCCACGUUUGGCUGCUUGGAGGUACCAGAGAGGCAACCGCUCCCUAGCUGCAAACCUCUCCAUGUCGCAGUCUGCUACAACCACAGCCGCUGUGACUCCUGAAAUGGAGACCCAAGAACAGGAGGAGGACUACGACAUUCCUGAGGAGGUGGAGACUGUUAUUGAGCAACUGCUGGGCGGACUGAAAGAUAAAGAAACAAUCGUGCGCUGGUCUGCAGCAAAGGGCAUUGGGAGGGUAACUGGGAGGCUUCCCAAGGAGCUGGCAGAUGAGGUGGUUGGAUCAGUGCUGGAUUGCUUCAGCUUUCAGGAGACGGACAAUGCUUGGCAUGGAGGCUGUCUGGCACUGGCAGAGCUUGGUAGGAGAGGCCUGCUGCUGCCUUCCAGGUUGACAGAUGUUGUUCCGCUCAUUAUCAAAUCUCUGACCUACGAAGAAAAGAGGGGAGCGUGCAGCGUUGGUUCCAAUGUGCGAGAUGCUGCCUGCUACGUGUGCUGGUCAUUCGCCAGGGCUUACGAACCCAAAGAGCUGAAGCCUUUUGUCACUCAGAUCGCCAGAGCUCUGCUGAUCACAACUGUGUUUGACAGAAAUGUCAACUGCCGCAGAGCUGCAUCUGCUGCCUUCCAGGAGAAUGUCGGCAGACAGGGCACAUUUCCUCAUGGCAUUGACAUUGUGACAGCAGCAGACUACUAUGCUGUGGGGAAUCUCAACAACUGCUAUCUAAACAUUAGUGUCUACAUAGCCAGUUUCCCAGAGUACACCAAGGCCAUGAUAGAUCAUUUGAUAUCCAUGAAGAUUAACCACUGGGAUGGUGUGAUCCGCGAGCUCUCUACUAAAGCGCUACAUAACCUGACGCCUCAAGCGCCUGAUUAUAUGGCAACAACAGUUCUGCCACAGCUGUUGCCCAUGGCAGUGGGUAUUGACCUCCAAGGUCGCCAUGGAGCCAUUCUGGCAUGUGCAGAGAUCACGCACGCUCUGUACAAACUGGGCCUUCAGACCAACAGGACUGUGGUGGACAUUAUUUCUCCAGAAUGUGUGGAUGCAUUAAAAAACAUACACCAGAAGCUGCAUGACAGAAAACAGUACAGGGGCUUUGGUGGAGAGCUAAUGAGGCCAGCAAUGUGCGGUCUUAUAGAAAAGCUGUCCUUGUCCAAAAUGCCCUUUAAGAACGAUCCUGUAAUCACUGGCUGGCAGUGGCUCAUCGACGACACCAUAAAGACUCUUCAUCUCGUUUCUAGCGGAGUGAAGGACAGCGUCAUGGGCGCAGUGGUAUCGGCCUUGUCUGCCUUGUGUGAGGAGUACUACCAGUCCGAGCCAGGCCAGGCUGACUCACAAAUUCAGGAUGUCCUGGUAUCUCAGUACACUGAAGGGCUGAAGAGUCCGCAGAUGCUCACUCGUUGUGGAUCUGCCCUCGCUCUCGGCUGUCUGCCGAGAUUUAUGAUCCACGGCAAACUGAAGCAGAUCCUAGAUGGCCUCCAGCAGAUGUGCACUGUCAGCCAGAAGGAGGGGACUUUUACUGAGGCGAGGAGAGACGCAGUCAAAGCGAUUGCUCAAGUGUGUCUGAAGGCGGGUGUUUGUGCCAACGGCUCCCUAGACUCCAACCUGUGCUCAGAGAACGUGUCCGAGGUUUAUGGCACACUGCUCGACAGCAUGAAUGACUACACUACAGACAGCAGAGGGGACGUAGGGGCCUGGGUGAGAGAGGCAGCAAUGACUAGUCUGAUGGAGGUGACUAUGCUGGUGGCGGGCAGUGCUCCAGAGAUCCUUUCACCAGACCUAGUGAAGUGCAUGAUGUGCUGCUUGGCCCAGCAGGCAGCAGAGAAGAUCGACCGCUACAGAGCGCACGCUGGUAACAUCUUCCUGAGCCUCCUCCACAGCACAGAGCCUGCAGUACUUCACAUUCCCCACAGAGAGGAGUUGUUGACAAUAUUUCCUGUUACGACCAUGACUAGUUUGAACUGGAAUGCUCCAUCCCAAGCUUUCAAGUAUAUCACUGAGCUGCUGAGACUGCCUCAGUAUCAGCGCCACACCCUGCUGGGCCUCACUGUGUCUGUUGGAGGGAUCACAGAGUCCACAGUGCAGUUUUCUUCCCAGUGGCUGUUUCACUAUCUGAGAGGGAUCGAGAAAAAUAAUGCCGCUCUGGAACAGUUUGGAGAGACGCUGCUGAUCAUCUUCAGAGACAAUCUCCGCAAUGACAGGGUGUCUGUUCCUUUUCUUAAGAUGCUCAAUCAGAUCCUGGCAAACAGCUGCUUUGAAAUCUUCACCACACAAGAGAAUCAUCCAUUCUGUGGGGAGCUUUUGACUCUUUUCAAAGAGUUCAAGAGAACCAAAGAUAUUUCCAAGCUGCGCGCCUGCGUAACUGUCUUCUGUGGGCUGAUCCAGUUCCAGGGUGAGGUGAGGAAGAAAGUUUUGUCUCAGCUGCUGAUGCUACUCUGCCACUCUUUCCCUGUGAUCAGGAAGACCACGGCCAGCCAGAUGUACGAGAUGCUGCUGACCUACGAUGACGUCAUAGAUCCAGAAGUGUUGGAUGAUGUCAUGAACGUGCUCAGUGAUACUAACUGGGAGAGUGAUCUCGCAACAGUGCGGACACACAGGAAUCAGCUUUGUGAUUGGUUGGGAGUCUCCAGGCCGCAGCUGAAGAGCCCCGUCCAGGCUCCCUAAUCACCUGAGGCUGCAGAAAUCAAGAAUUAAGAAUAGACUGUGAAAAUUUCUCUUCAGAAGCGUCCCUGAAUCUCUUUGUUUGUCACAUGAAACAAAUUCAAAUCUGAUCUUUGCAUGACAAUAAAUGGACAAAAACAGCUAGUCAUAUAAAAUGGAUAAAAACAAAUAGCCAUUUCCCGUUUUGUUGUUAUUUUUGUUCAACACAUCUGUGUAAAGCUUUCAUUGUAGUGACCUUUCUCACCUGUUUACCUGUCUCAUUCAGGCCACAGUGUAGUGAGUCUUUAGAAAUCUGUCUUCUGUAGUGCUGUUUACUUGUAAUCCGUACCUGGAACAACACCGAUAGUUGAAACUGAAACUGUAGUUUGCGUACACUCCAGGGAAACGCAUGCCAUUUAGUCUUUGCACAAACCAUGGAAUGUCACUGCAGCCGGGCAUCCCCUUGGGUCUCACGCAGACCUACUUUUUCCACAUCAGUGGAGGUGGCAGGGACUGGAGGAGUCCCAGGCCUGAUAGUGAACCCUCCCUGUGGGACUGAGUCAGAUCCUGACUUUGUUAUUAGAGUCUGAUAGUGGUCACAUUGUCUUAGCCAGACAAAGAUAAUAAUAAAGAUAAUAAAGAAUAAGAUUGUUUAUCAUAAUACUUAAUCAGCAAUAUAGGCCAACUCUGCUCUCAGCUGUUAAAUCCUGAACAGAACCAGUUCAAGAGCCAAAGCUCGUUUGGUGUAAAAGUUGUACUCCUGGUGCACACUUCUCCUCCUAUUUCCCAUUAAGAGCCACGAUUCCAGUGUUGUUCUGUGUCAUUCAUUUGACCUCUGCUUACUAUCGAACUGCAAAAGUUUUGUUUCGAUAAUUUCGAUCUCAUAGUUUAUUUCCAUUGCAAACUUUGUAGUAUUUUUUAUUAAAAUAAUGAGUAAGGAUCAUUUCAAAAACCGAUGAGAUUCCUCCGUGUACGACUAGAAGAAGUUUACAUUCCACCAGUGGUACUUGCACCACAGUUUGGGAACCAAUAGUGCAUUACGUUCUGUGUAAUAUGAUUAAUUUAACUUGGUUUAUCCUUUCCCAUUAAAUGUGCAGUGUAUUUGGACGCUCAUUAAACUGGGAAACUGGC